GGCACUAACAUGGCGGCCCCCAGCGGCGUCUACCUGCUCGUCCGCAGAGGUUGUCAUAGAAUUCUCUCCUCACCACUCAAUCAUAUCUACUUACACAAGCAGUCAAGCAGUCAACAAAGAAGAAAUUUCUUUUUCCGGAGACAAAGAGAGAUUUCACACAGUAUAGUUUUGCCGGCCGCCGCUUCUCCAGCCCACCCAGUCCCUGAGCACAUAAAGAAGCCAGACUAUGUGACGACAGGCAUUGUACCCGACUGGGGAGACAGCAUAGAAGUUAAGAAUGAAGAUCAGAUUCAAGGGCUUCGUCAGGCUUGUCAGCUGGCCCGUCAUGUCCUCCUCCUGGCUGGGAAGAGUUUAAAGGUUGACAUGACAACUGAAGAGAUAGAUGCCCUUGUCCAUCAGGAAAUCAUCAGUCAUGAUGCUUAUCCCUCACCUCUAGGCUACGGAGGUUUUCCAAAAUCUGUUUGUACCUCUGUAAACAACGUGCUAUGUCAUGGUAUUCCUGACAGUCGACCUCUUCAGGAUGGAGAUAUUAUCAACAUUGAUGUCACGGUCUAUUACAAUGGCUACCAUGGAGAUACCUCUGAAACAUUUUUGGUGGGCAAUGUGGACGAAUGUGGUAAAAAGUUAGUGGAGGUUGCCAGGAGGUGCAGAGAUGAAGCAAUUGCCGCUUGCAGAGCGGGGGCUCCCUUCUCUGUAAUUGGAAACACAAUCAGCCACAUAACUCAUCAGAACGGUUUGCAAGUCUGUCCCCAUUUUGUGGGACAUGGGAUAGGAUCUUACUUUCAUGGACAUCCAGAAAUUUGGCAUCAUGCAAAUGACAGCGAUCUACUCAUGGAGGAGGGAAUGGCAUUCACCAUAGAGCCAAUCAUCACUGAGGGAUCACCUGAAUUUAAAGUCCUGGAGGAUGCGUGGACUGUGGUCUCCCUGGACAGUCAAAGGUCUGCCCAGUUCGAGCACACAGUUCUCAUCACAUCGGGGGGCGUGGAGAUCCUGACCAAACUGCCCCAUGAGGCCUGAGGAGCCGCCCGAAGGUUGCAGAGGCCAGGCGCAUUUUAUCCUAAAUUGCUGAAAUCUAGCUGGAGAACUUUUUUAAAAAACACAAGGCGAACCGCAGUUCAUGUAGUAACCAACCUAGCAUCUAGUCGUGGAAAAACCCAGUGGGGUCUGGGGGCAGUUGGAAACUGCCUUGGGAGAGCGGCUUCAGAAAGAUGAAUCCUGGAGCUGACUUGGCUUCCCAACACAGAGGGAAAGAUUCUGGAGGAGAGUGGAGACGCCCUCGUUUGGAGGAUGAGGGAUUUCUAGAGAUGCAUGCUUUUCUCUUUCCCUUGUCUUGACUCUGCCCAAGUAAAAAGCUUUUCCUUCUUAA
Messenger RNA from Suricata suricatta (meerkat), 1366 nucleotides. RefSeq names its product methionyl aminopeptidase type 1D, mitochondrial (gene METAP1D). Gene Ontology annotation, biological process: proteolysis. The transcript is spliced from 10 exons. Lineage: Eukaryota; Metazoa; Chordata; Mammalia; Carnivora; Herpestidae. Bases 10 to 1017 code for a protein of 335 amino acids. The record is from RefSeq and is a predicted model, not a curated record. Gene Ontology annotation, molecular function: metalloaminopeptidase activity.